GAAUUUUCAGGAAUCUCAUUUGCUCUGACAUGCGAAGAUAUUUUGCAGCUUCUCGUCCACCGCCACUUCCUCCUUCCCCAAUCCCGAUCCCUAUCCCAAUCUCCUAUUAAACCCUAAUUCAGAAGCUCUCUCCGAUCUUGUACGAGUGUUGAUCUUUCUCUUUUAGCGAAUUCGUCUUCUGUUGACAGUUGUGGAGGAUGGCGGCGGGAGCGGAAACGGGGGGAGGAGGGGAACAGAAGCCGCUGAAGCGGAUGAAGUGGUCGCCGGACGACGAAAUGGAGGUGGAGGAAGAGUUUGAAGUGGUGGCGGAGGAGGAGAUGGUGGACCUCGGGCGGUUCUACUACCCCCUCACCCCCUCCGCCUUCGUCGUCUCCGAUGCCGCCCAACCUGACUUCCCGAUCAUUUACGUCAACUCCGUUUUUGAGAACGCCACCGGGUACCGCGCCGACGAGGUCCUCGGAAGGAACUGCCGAUUCUUGCAGUUUCGUGAUCCACGAGCACAAAGAAGGCAUCCCCUGGUGGAUCCUAUGGUUGUUGCUGAAAUUCAUAGAUGUCUAGAGGAAGGCAUAGAGUUUCAUGGAGAGAUUCUCAACUUUCGGAAGGAUGGAACUCCAUUGGUAAACAGAUUGAGGCUCAUGCCCAUAUAUGGUGAUGAUGGUUUUGUGACCCACAUCAUAGGGAUUCAGUUAUUCUCUGAAGCAAACAUUGAUCUCAACCGUUUAUCCUACCCUGUCUUCAAACACAACUCCUGCAUUAAGUCCUCUAAUCAGGAUGCAAAUUCUUCUAUUUCUGAAACUGACUGUAUUAUCAGAUACCAAGACUAUUGUGGGAUUCUCCAGCUCUCGGAUGAAGUCCUUGCUCACAACAUUCUGUCACGACUAACACCUAGGGAUGUAGCAUCUAUUGGAUCAGUAUGCACAAGGAUGCGUCAGCUAACAAAGAAUGAGCACUUGAGGAAGGUGGUUUGCCAAAAUGCAUGGGGAAGAGAAGUGACCAUAAGAUUGGAACUGAGCACCAAAAAAUUAGGCUGGGGCAGACUUGCUAGGGAGCUAACCACACUGGAGGCAGCUUCAUGGAAGAAGUUCACUGUUGGUGGUAGAGUAGAACCUUCCCGUUGCAAUUUCAGUGCAUGUGCUGUUGGUAACCGGUUGGUUCUCUUUGGAGGAGAAGGCAUCAACAUGCAACCAAUGGAUGAUACUUUUGUCCUUAAUCUUGAGUCAACAAAUCCAGAAUGGCACCGUGUGAAGGUCACUUCUUCUCCUCCAGGACGUUGGGGGCAUACUCUUUCAUGUCUAAAUGGAUCAUGGCUAGUUGUCUUCGGGGGCUAUGGAAGGCAAGGAUUACUCAACGAUGUAUUUGUGUUGGAUUUGGAUGCCAAGCAGCCAGGAUGGAAAGAAGUAUUUGGUGAAGCUCCCCCUUUGCCCAGAUCCUGGCACAGCUCUUGCACUGUUGAUGGAUCGAAACUGGUUGUAUCAGGUGGGUGUACAGAUGCUGGUGUGCUUCUGAGUGACACCUAUCUGCUGGAUUUGACAAGAGAGAAGCCAACAUGGAGGGAGAUACCUUCUUCAUGGGUUCCCCCAAGACUCGGCCACACACUUUCAGUAUAUGACAAAACUAAGAUUUUAAUGUUUGGGGGUAUGGCAAAGAGUGGUACACUAAGGCUGCGGUCAUGUGACACUUACAGUAUUGAUUUAGAAGAAGAGGAGCCACAAUGGAGGCAGCUUGGGACUAAUGGUUUCCCAGGUGCAGGGCCUCCACCUAGAUUGGACCAUGUAGCAGUGAGUUUACCCUGUGGAAGGAUCAUCAUCUUUGGUGGAUCAAUUGCAGGACUUCACUCCCCAUCUCAGCUCUUCCUCCUGGAUCCCCUGGAAGAAGAAUCGACAUGGAGGAUCCUCAAUGUCCCUGGUCAGCCACCAAAGUUUGCGUGGGGGCAUAGCACUUGUGUAGUUGGAGGGACGAGGGUUCUUGUUCUUGGCGGGCGCACAGGUGAAGAAUGGAUUCUGAACGAGUUACAUGAGCUGUGCUUGGCCAGUAGACCUGAUGGAGAUGCAUAAAUUCAGAACAUUAUGGUUUAGGGAGCUGCAGUGGAACCUUUAGAUUUAACUGCCAGAAGCAAGGAUGUCGGAAUUACGCUUGAAGGUGAUCAACUAGGUCUCUUAUUUUGUGAUUUACAAGGGUGCCUAUUGGAUUUUUUUUUUUAAUUAAAGUUAAAAUGCACUAUUUGGUCAAAGAUUUCUUUCAUCAGUAUACCAUUGUUGAAGUAACAAUCAAUGUGGAAAAAUAAACCACAUUGAUUUCUCAAGUAACUAUCAGUGUUCUAGUGGGUCAUAUUUGUGUAUCUUGUAUUUUGCAAGGACUAGAAACUUGGAUGGGGCAAGUUUUAUACAUAAGGUGCACACUUGUGUAAGAUUCA
Molecule: messenger RNA, 2413 nt
Organism: Zingiber officinale
Lineage: Eukaryota; Viridiplantae; Streptophyta; Magnoliopsida; Zingiberales; Zingiberaceae
Product: adagio-like protein 3
Exons: 3
Coding region: 198-2054 (618 amino acids)
Biological process (GO): response to blue light; circadian rhythm
Cellular component (GO): nucleus; cytosol; SCF ubiquitin ligase complex
Molecular function (GO): protein binding
Source: RefSeq, a predicted model, not a curated record